Molecule: messenger RNA, 1064 nt
Organism: Owenia fusiformis
Lineage: Eukaryota; Metazoa; Annelida; Polychaeta; Sabellida; Oweniidae
Source: the annotation of a GenBank genome assembly
AGGCUGAAAGCCAUACAACAUGUAUAAGCACGAUUGAUUAAAGCCACACUUACCUGUAGAGUUCAAGAAAUAAAUGUCUAGAGAUCAAUUGCUAAAAGGUUCGGUUAAUAUGGAAGUGCACCUUAGACCAAUGACGCACGAUGACCUAAAGAUGGCCACGACCUGGGAGACGAUGGCUGGAUGGACGAAUGACUACUGUAUGAGAGAGAUGCUAUUUGAACUGUACGGUGAUUCCCAUGAGAUUGCUGAAACAGAAGACGGUGAAGCCAUUGGUUUUACGUCGCCCAAUGUUAUAAGUCAAGAUUUGGCAUUCCUGGAAACGAUUUUCAUUCGAGAAGACUUCAGAGGAAAACAAAUCGGAAAGUAUCUUAUGAAUAAAAUGAUGGAUACGUAUUCUGAUCGUAACUUCUGGCUGAAUGCUGAUACCGGUAAAGAGGGAUUUUAUCAAAAAUUAGGAUUCAAAGUUGGCGCCAAAACUGCAAAAUGCACAGGGAAUGUCAGUGAGGAUGUUAUAGAACGCGUCAAAGAUGACGGUGCUUUCAAAACAGAUGGCAGUACAGUUACUACAGAGCCAGCUGGGGAAAAAUUGUUCAAGGAUUUGAAGAAAUUUGAGAUGACAACUUUGAAUAUAUCGAGGCAAUCAUUUUUCGAGAAAUGGUUUGAAUCGGAAUUACAUAAACCAAUAUGUGCGUUAGCACGAGAUAAAGAUGGCGUUGUAAUAGGUUAUGCACUUUGUAGACGCCUAAUAUACGAAACUACUUCUGACGUCACACAAAGUUAUGUGAUAAAUCCACUUGUCGCUGACGACGGGAGAAUAGCCAACAGACUAUUCAGAAAUAUAUACAUUUCUUUGCCAAUUGGAUCGAAGAUUACCUUCAAGUCCCCGAAUUACCAUGGUGGAGUUGAGCGACUUGUAGGCAAGUUCAAUCUCGAGGUAGAGAGUCAAGGAACAGCGAUGUUUAGUAAAGACCUUAAUCCGAUUGACUUUUCUAAAAUUUACUCAUUCUUUCCAUACUGAAGAAAAUUUGUUUGUUACCAUUUGUAGUUUUCGAGCAAUAUGUCAC